CACCGUCUGUCUCUCUCCGAGUGUUUGUCUGUCUGUCUCUCUGUGAGUAUCUGUCUGUUAGUGGGCCGGUCUCUGCGUCUUGUGGGCUGGGUCAUGAGACUCCAGGGGUGGGUCUCCUUCGGUAACCUCGCAGCUGGAUUUCUCUCUUCAGCAUCCAGGAGGCAGGCGGCUCUCCUCAGCUACAAACACGUGUGUCAAUUCAGUCACUCCGGAGCGAACAUGGCAGAGGAGGCGAAGAAACUGGCCGCUUACGCCGCUGUGGACAACCACGUCCAGAACAACCAGGUGGUCGGAGUGGGCAGCGGUUCAACCAUCGUCUAUGCUGUGGACAGAUUAGCUGAGAGAGUGCGUCAGGAGAAGCUCAACAUCGUGUGUGUGCCCACCUCCUUCCAGGCUCGUCAGCUGAUUCUGCAGCACGGCCUCACGCUGUCGGAUCUGGACAGGCACCCAGAGCUGGAUGUGGCGAUCGACGGAGCGGACGAAGUGGACGCAGAUCUCACGCUGAUAAAAGGUGGAGGCGGCUGCCUGACUCAGGAGAAGAUCGUCGCCGGCUGCGCGAAACACUUCGUCGUCAUCGCCGACUACAGGAAGGAUUCCAAGGCUCUGGGCCAGCAGUGGAAGAAGGGAGUUCCCAUUGAGGUGAUCCCCAUGGCGUACGUUCCCGUCUCCAGGACCAUCGCCAGACGCUUCGGAGGGGAGGCCAACUUACGGAUGGCUGUCAGCAAAGCCGGUCCUGUGGUCACCGACAACAGCAACUUCAUCCUGGACUGGAAGUUUGAGCACGCUCAGAACUGGAAGGACGUCAACACGGCCAUCAAGAUGAUUCCAGGUGUGGUGGAGACGGGGCUUUUCGUCGGCAUGGCUGAACGGGCUUACUUCGGGAUGGAGGACGGAAGCGUGCAGGUUCGGGAUCCUCCGGUCAACUGAGGAGUUUUCUGUAAUCACCCUCUCUCGCCACCCCUUGAAAUGACCUCACCUUCUCCCGCAAGUGCCGUGUUCACGAUUUACAGCCGUCUCAGACUGUGUUUGGACCGAACUGCACCUCCUGACAAACUGGACUAAACCUGAGCAGGGAAGUUUUCACACACCUCAAGACCAGAUAUCACUUGAUUUUUCUCAUCCUGCAGGUGGUGCUUCUGAUUCCGUGAGUUUUAAAGUGCCUGAUGAGGAAAAUCAAGAGCAUCUUAUACACAGUUUUUUUUUUUUCAGUCAGUGUUUCGUUGCUCAGUUUGGCUGCCUGGUCUCACUGGGAAUGUUGGCUCGUCCUGUAAUUGGUGGGUUUGACUGAACGUCUGCAGGGCUGCGUGUUGAAUUGCUGCUGUGCUGCAGAAUGAGGUGUGCCUUGACAUUAUAUUUUAAAUCCUUUGAAAAUAAAUGACAUGAUUAAAGUUACAUUUAAAUGCUCACAAUCAUACAUCAAACUAUUACCUGUUAGGCUGCUGCUGAAAGUCCACUAGUGGAGACUUUGUAAACGGUUAGAAAGACGAUUUGCCUCGAAGUCUUUUUGUUUAAUUAGAUCACAGAAGGGGGAGUAAUAUGAACCAUAUACUACAACAUAAGGAUUUUUUUUGCAAGAAAUUAACUUCUUUAAUUAGUAUGCUAAUUUAAACCACAAAAAAAGCUCCAAAAAUUAAUGAGAUCGUUGACAAUUUAGGGGAACCCUGUGGUGCAGGUGUGAAGCUUAAUAUCGUGUCGAUUCUGCUGGUGUUUAAACAGACGUGUCAACACGUGGUUUGAAAAAUACAACAGAGAACAAAAAACCUGCAGGAUGUAGCUGUGGGUAGUGUCACUUUGCAGAAAAAAGGGCUGAGACCCAUCGAACCUCAGGGCGAGGUGAAAUCGUGCACUUCCUGUUGCUGAGACAUGCUCAUGCUCUGUCCUGCAGCAGCCCCUCGUCUUGUACAGGCUUGUGACAGCAUAGUGAUGCAUUUCACAUCAUCUCAACCAUUCAGCCACACAUGCCAACAAAUUUACAUCUGUUGAAUUUAAACAUAUGAAUUAUAGCCGCUGAUGCCGCGAGCCAGCGAUCUGGUUCCUUGCUCCGAGUGAGACAGUGGAAAUGUUUUAUGGUUUCCUCUCAGCUUCAACAGCAGCUCCUGCAGAGUAGUAGCUAAUCUGGAGGGUUAAAGUCCACCGCCUCUCACUGUUUGACUAAAACAAACCGCUGAAUGUGUUCUUUCAUGCAUGAACCUCCUAUUUUUUUUGUGCCUGUAAGCAACUUGCAUGACAGUUUCUUUUUUGUUACACAAGCCGUGUGGUCAGAGGAAGUCUUGUGCCAUAAAGUUCAUUUUAAAUACAGCUAAAGAAAGAAGAAGAAGAAGUCAGCUAAUGGUGAACUGAUGCUCUGAUCUGAAACAACAGCACUACAAGUACAUUUUAUGUGCCUUGGCACAUCAAAGCAAUAGAACAACCAUCUUUAUUCAGAUGUAGCAAAAUGAACAGAUUAUGUAGCUGUUUAUAAUGUAGGAACAGCUGCCACUCAGCAUCACUGCUACCUGUUGAAGGUGUUGUAUACGAUCUUAUGCUCAGCAUGUAGCAGGUUUCAAUGACAUAAUGUGUCUCAAGUCCACAGCACAGUUGAAUUGUCUAAAAAAUCUUUCUUUAUACCAAGAACAAGUGACUUUACUGUCCGGAACAACCAUCGUUUGUUUGAAAUUUUGUGUUAAUUUGUCUUUUCUUUCUGUACGAUUGAUAAUUCAUUUUGAAAAGCAGCUUUUCACUCUGCUCUUGGCUCUCGAUGCCUUACACUGUGGGUUUCUUCUUGUAUGUUUGUGUUUCUCUAUGUGCAGCUCUGAGAGACUCAGGAGAACAUCAAGGGUGGGAAAUUUAAUACAAUCAAGCAAAUGCAGUUGGCUGACACGUUUGUCUACAAGCCCACUCUUAUUAGGUACAGGCAAGAUUCUAGUCGAACUCUUCUCUCAGAAAUCAAAAGGAUGCCUCAGUGGUGUGUAGACAAAGUGAAAGUUAACUGAAAUGAGAAUGUGUGGCCCAGUUUGGGUCCAGUUCAAGUUGUUGGAUAUUUUUUGCACCAGCAUUUCUUUUAUUCCUUUCUUUACCAACUGACUGUGAUAAUGGUUUUGCUGUGAAGGUACUAUUCUCAAUACAGGACCAAAAUGAUAACAGUAUGACUCUGUGUUUGAUUUCUGAUGAUUCUGUGAAAACUUCUAGAUCCUAGAGCAGAAACAACUAGUCAAUGACUCAAUAAAUCAAUUGUCGGAAAUUAAUUUGGCAAUAAUUUUGAUCAUCAAUCAUUAAAAAUGUCAAACAUUCACUGGUUCUAGCUUCACAGAUGUGAAGGUUUGCUG
Chelmon rostratus (copperband butterflyfish) is the source of this 3305-nucleotide messenger RNA. It is a transcript of the gene rpia, whose product is annotated as ribose 5-phosphate isomerase A (ribose 5-phosphate epimerase). Bases 94 to 927 code for a protein of 277 amino acids. Gene Ontology annotation, cellular component: intracellular membrane-bounded organelle. Gene Ontology annotation, biological process: D-ribose metabolic process; pentose-phosphate shunt, non-oxidative branch. The record is from RefSeq and is a predicted model, not a curated record. Gene Ontology annotation, molecular function: ribose-5-phosphate isomerase activity. Lineage: Eukaryota; Metazoa; Chordata; Actinopteri; Chaetodontiformes; Chaetodontidae. The transcript has 9 exons.